GUGCCUGCGCGAACAAACGCACACGCACGAGUCCGACGCGUGCUGAGUGCAGGAAUCACAAACAUAGCGACACACGGGAGGGUUAGAGCGUGACGCCAGCAACCUAACGCCGUUGCAUUGCUCUCUUUCACACACACUCACGCCUCUCAUACACAUACAGCAGCGCACGAGCCAGUGAGCAGGACAGCGCUGGACGUAUCAUUCAUGUAGGGAAGAGAUCAGAAGAGAAGGAUUAACUAUCUCCAUCCCUUUCUCUCUCUAAGGACAUUAUCCUCUCUGCCUUCCUCUUAUGUUUCGAAGCUUCUCUUCCCCUCGCUUUCUCCGCAAUCCCUCAGUUUUUCCCCUUUCAAUAUUCAUUGGCGGGGGAAUCGCCUGUAUACAGAGAGAAGGAUUAGUCUGGCAUUAUUCAUCUGAACCAGGAUCUUAAACGUAUGGACUUCUUUAACUGGAGAGGUGACAGUUUCCUUUCGAUGUUUUUUCCCGUGAGCAGUUCUUGAUCAUUCCGUGUUUUUCCAAGUCCUUUAAAUUUUUCAAUUUGUGGGAUAUUUUUAGAGUGAUGGCUGGAGGCAGGAAGCGAUAAAGGCUAGUGCUGGCUGAGAUAUCUGCUCAGGAGGUUCAGUUACAUGGUGUCCUGUUGAUCCUCUGUCUGAUGCCCACUGUGCACCGUGUUGCUGUUUCCACCUGCUGUAAAAGACUUUCUGGGUGUUUUGGUUUUUCGCAGUCGUUGCCCACCUGGAGGCUGUGGGCAUGGCGGCUUGACAACCCCUAUAUCCAUCCCUCUAACAGAGGAAAGCCACAGAGCUCUGUCAUGCCCCCCAACACCCACCCCCCUGGGGGCAUCAGCAUGUCCCCAUCAAGUGCUACCAUCCACCCGUCCAAGCCUGCCUUCCUCUGUGCGCUCUGCCUCCUGGCAGCACUCUUACCACCAGCCUCCUCCUGCCCCCCUCCCUGUAUCUGCUCCUCAGACGGCCUGGUGGUGGACUGCGGGGGCCGUGGCCUCUCCUCCCUGCCUCCCCUGCACCUCCUGCCUCCGGGGAGCCGCUCCCUCCUGCUAGCCAACAAUAAGCUUGCCUCCCUGGGAGCGUCUGCCUUUGCUAACCUCUCCUCUCUAGAGGAGUUGGACCUCUCUAAUAACUACCUAGACAAUUUACCACCUGGACUAUUCAGAGACAUGUCUAACCUGACUAGACUGACUCUGCACAACAAUUCUCUAACUAUAAUGGACAGAGACCUCUUCCAGGGUUUGGGGGGUCUUCAGAGUCUGGAUCUGUCCCUAAACGGACUGUCCUCUGUUCCUCUGGGGCUACUGGACGAGUUGCAGAGCCUCAGGUGGCUGUCACUAGCCAGUAACAGACUUCAUGGUCUGGAGAGGGCAGCGUUUGAGCCCCUUGCCAACCUACAACACCUAGAACUGGGACACAACCCCUGGGAAUGUGACUGCAACCUCCGCGAUUUCAAACACUGGAUGGAGUGGCUGCUGUACAGAGGGGGAAAGGUGGAUGCCGUGGAGUGUACACUACCAAAGGACCUACGUGGGAGAGACAUCCGUGGUGUUCCGGUGGAAAUGUUCAACUACUGCCUCCAACUUGAGGAUGAGAACGGGGGAGGAGGCGGUGAGGGUUCUCGCUCCGGACACGGAGGCGUUCCUCCAUGCAGCAGGAGUGCUCUUAACCCCAGUGGGGCAACACCAAUUUCUGACAACAGUGGGAACACUGGUGAAGACUCCUCAUCGAACACAGCAGGCGGUGCCGCAGGAGGAGGAGGAGAAGCCCCGUCAGAUUGCGUUCGCGCUCGCUACCGACCUGCGAGUGUGCGCCGCGCCAUCGGCACAGUGGUGAUUGCAGGCGUGGUGUGCGGCAUAGUUUGCAUCAUGAUGGUGGCAGCUGCAGCGUAUGGCUGCAUCUACGCCUCUCUGAUGGCCAAAUACCAGAGAGAGCUGAAGAAGAGGCAGCCACUCAUGGGAGAUGGAGAGGCAGAUGGGGAGGAUAGGGAGGAGAAACAGAUCUCCUCUGUGGCUUAAAGAUGGAGGAAGGUAGACUUGUCAAGGGAUGAAAGUUGGAAAGUGCAAAAAUUAAAAGGGCUCCAAGAGGUGAGAGAUGGAAGAGUUUGCAGUAUGCACAUGAACCGUUACGGUAUCUCUCAGAUUCUCAAACUGGCACCAUACUCCUACUAUUUGUCUUCCUUUCCUUCCAUCCUCUUUCUAGUUUAAACUUUUCUCUCUCUCUCUCUGUCUCUCUCUGUCUCUCUCUUUCUCUCUCUCUAAUACACUCGCUCACAUACAACUGAUCUGUUCCCUCACUUUCUCUUGAAUUUGGAGCCUUUCUCACUGCAGCAUUGUGACCAAUUUACCCAUCCAGUCCGCUUACCAACCACCUACUACUGCUGUUGGCUGCUGCUGAAUUCACCAUUCUAUUAGCCAAGAGCGUAAAUGAUUUUGUACUCUUUCUAGUAUGAAAAGUUAGCUGUUACAGGACACUUUUAGUGCAUGGUCAGUCAGUAUUUUGUAAAACUGGAUGGAAUUUUUCAGGGAUUUAUAGUAUGUACUUUGGCGAUUGGACCAAUAUUCACAAUAAUCAUGUGGAUUUGUGAUAUUGUAAUAAUCAGUUCCCAGCUCUUAUUCUAACUGCAUCUUUUGCCUGCUCAAAUUCUCAAAAGCCAGUGGUUUCUCAAAAAACAGGACCUCAGGUCUCAUCUGGACUAAGGCUUCUCCGAUAUUCCUUUGGACCAGUUCCCAAAACAUCCAUGGACGGAAAUCUCAAUGGGUGUAGGGGAAUUUUUGUCACAGUCACUUUUACCACUUUGCUGCAGCCAGGAUACUGAGGAUGCAGCUCAUGUUUGACAGGUAAUCAAACACACAGUCUCCUAAGUCUCUUGUCACUUGAGGCCUGUUGGAUGUCAAGGAUUCGACAGAAAACCAUUUGGACUGACAAAAUAACAAUUUGUGGAUGACUAGGCGAUUCAAAACUAUGAGGCCAGAGACUGUGGUUAGAUGCUCUAGCCUAUCUGGACCGCAUCACUUCCCGGGGGGGGGGUUGUGGACCAACAACAUCAUCCAGGCUUCACAGAAUGAGCUGUGCAUGAGAUUCUUCAGCGGAUCAUAUCAAUCAGCUAAAUGCAGAACAAUUUAACUGAAUAUUUGUCACCUGCGCCGGCCAAAUUCCUUUGCUUUUUUGACGGCUGCAAAACAACGAUCAGCAUCUGGACAAACUGAGAAAGUGGUCAAAUAUUCCUUUUCAGAAUGAUGUUUGCUACUAUGGCAUGUAACACGCUAUCUCAGAGAACCCUGUCUCAUUGCAAGGACUACAAAAAUAUAUCUAAGAACUAUAAACUCAGACUCCUGCACUUUAUUUUCCUAAUCGGUUUCCCUCUGGCCUCCUUCUUCCUCUCCCUCUCUUUCUUUCUAGGAUGGACGAUUUGCCCAAAGGGAUUAUAACGAACAAGGGAUUAAACAAAAAAGACGCUGCUAUUUUUCCCCCUCCUUCUUGCCCCUUUAUCUCCCGAUCCAUUUUUCUAUUCAGUGCUAUUUAUGGAAGGUUUUUCACACUUGCUUUAAGACUUCCACCUCAUUUCUUUGCUUUUAUUCCUCCCUUCUAUCAAAUUGUUGUAUCCUGUGAUUCUGCAAUAUGCAAUGGAAGUUCUGUCAUCACGACAUGAAAACCUUUUCACUGCCAAAGACUUAGAAAUCAUACAGUAAUUUUUUCCAAUCUGUUCAAUUAGUACAUUUUUUCUGUACCGUAUUUAGCGCAUUCACAAUGUCCUAGCUAGUUCCAAGACUACCCCAUAUGCCUUUCAUUGCAUAUUGCUCCUUUACAGUACAAUCAAACUACUGUACUGCUCCCUCUCAAAAGUUAAUUGGCUCACAUAUUACCAGUGUGUAUCUUAUACUUAGGUAUGAUGCAAGUGAAUAUCAUUAUAUUAAUCCAUUAUAUAGUGUGUUCGCCCAGCAAUUCCCAUGUUUUUGAUGUAACUGUUAGACAUUUCUGUAUCAGUUCAUAUUGUAUGUCUUUUUUAUUCAGACAGUCUAUGUUAUAUGUUUAUUUCAGCUUUAAAAUCUCUGUACUGUUUGUUAAUUUGUCUUGUUCAUUUACUUGUGUUCAGUAGUUUGUAAAAUUUCAGCCAGAAGCAUAGAAAGAGUUUGGUCAGAGGGGACAAGGGCCCUGUGUUCCCUGAAAACAUCAAGUGAGCUGACAUGCAAGAGUAUAAAAAAAAAUCAAAUAGUAUGUAGGUUUUUGGUACAUACUGCUCCUAUUACGAGUCAUAAGACAAGAAACUUUACAUACUUAUGUAUCCAUCAUAGCUAAUAUGCAUUUAGUCUGUGGUUAAGAUAAAAUCAGCUUAAGCAUAAAUGCUAUGGUCAUGGUUAAAUAAUAGGUUGUAGCCAUGGUUAUAUAGUUAAAAGUGUAACUUAACUGCUAGGGACAAGUCUUGGAAUUAGAAAAUGUGCUAUUGAUGCAACUUAUGCAACACACUAACUCUAUUUUCUUUAAUCAUUCCUAAGCAAGUGGGUCAUGAUUCAUGGCAAACUAACAUGUAUGGAGCUUAAAGACUUACUUACUUAACAUUGCUAGGUAUAAUAGCAAAUGUAAAGAGAUGAGGAAGUUUAAGCCUACAUCAACCAUUGGGAUUUCAGCAGGUUUGAGAUGAACUAGCAUCUUCGAGGGAUACAGAAGGUUUUCAUUAUGUAAGCAAUGUGACAUUUUCGAAGGUUUUAAAUGACAGAACAUGUAAACAUCAGCAACUACUAAACUCUUUCUAUGAAUCUAGAAGCAUCGUCCUCUCAGGCCCGGUCUGUAGGUCUUGUGUUGUUGGUAGCUAAGUAUCUUAGCUAGCUGAAUCAUGCUCUAAUAGCCUGUGUGUGUACAAAUAAUAAAUUAUAGUUUGUUACAUACAGUACAAUCUGCAGCAGCCAUGAGGCCUGAGGGCCUUAAAGACUAAACUGCCCAGAACUGCCCGUAUAUGGUGUGUUGUGUUAUUAUUAUGAUUGUGAUUAUGACAAUGAUGCUACAAUGAUAAUGAUGAUGAUGAUGACGAUGAAGCACUUACUGGUCAAUAUGCAUUGAUUUAAAUAAAACAUAUCACACUUAUGCCAAACUUA
Molecule: messenger RNA, 5095 nt
Organism: Betta splendens (Siamese fighting fish)
Lineage: Eukaryota; Metazoa; Chordata; Actinopteri; Anabantiformes; Osphronemidae
Gene: lrtm2a
Product: leucine-rich repeats and transmembrane domains 2a
Exons: 8
Coding region: 650-2020 (456 amino acids)
Cellular component (GO): plasma membrane
Molecular function (GO): protein binding
Source: RefSeq, a predicted model, not a curated record